GCCUGGUUCCCACAGCCAGGGCUUCCCGGGCCCCGAAGGAGACCAGAAGCAGCUCGGGGACAGCCCCUAUGGAGUCCAGCUGUGAGGAGGAAGCCAUGGCCCCAGCCAUCCCCCCGCUGGGGCCCAACGAGAGGUUCCACCUGUUUGUCAGCUACAGCAGCGUGGACGCCACGUGGACCCACGGGCUCAUCGGCCGCCUGGAAGCCGACCACGCGGGGCUGAGGGUCUGCCUGCACGAGAGGGACUUCACCCCGGGCAGGAACGUCCUGGAGAACAUGGCCGAGUGCAUCCAUCAGAGCCAGAAGGUGCUGCUGGUGCUGAGCCAGGACUUCGUGCAGAGCCGGUGGUGCCUCCUAGAGGCCGACCUGUCCCUCUUCGGCUACUGCCUGGACAGGAAGCCAGUCAUCCCUGUCCUGCUGCGGCCCUGCCAGGUCCCGCUGCACCUCAGCCACCUGACCUACCUGGAGGCCACGGACAGCAGCUUCUACAACAAGGUGGCGCGGCUCCUGUGCACGCCCAGCCACCGCAUGGCGUGCCCCCUGCCCGGCCGGCACCCCGUCCCUGCUCUCUACAGUGGGAAGACCCUCCUGACCGUGAACUGCAUCAACAGGACCAGCCUGCCCUCUUGGAAGGUGGGGACCUUCAGCACCCUGGGUGUCCCGGACCCCUUGAAGGAAGUGUUGCAGGACCCCGAGGUGUACAAGCAUGCCGUGGGCAUCCUGAAUGGGGCCAAGUCCCCCAGGUCCUGCCUCCGGUACCUGGGCUGCAGGGUGCCUCUCGGCAUCUUCCUCCUCCUUCUCUCCGGGGUUUUCAUCAUGCUUACCGUGGUUUCCUUUGCCCGGCCUGAUCCCCGGGAUCUGCAGCUCCUACCAGCCACCACCUGUCUGUUUUUAAGCCUUCUCUUCAUCACCUUAGCAGUUAACACCCUGUGUUGGUUCAGAAGGUUUUCUAGGAAGAAGAUGCGGGAGCUGGUCCUCAGGGUGGGGGAGGCCAACCAGCUGCUGGCGCCACACUCCGUGCUGAUGGGCUGCGAGACCCUGAACCAGCUGUCCUUCGUGUUCGUGCGGCUGGAGGACUGCCGGCAGGUUUUCCUUGCAGCCCCCGAGGGCGAGGCCCUGUUCCAGGAGGCCCUGCUGCAGUUCUCCUGCGCCUAUGCCUGCUGCCUGGUGCAGGCACACUUCCCCCACUGUGGGGAUGUCACAGCAGCUCGGAGCCACCUGCAGCCCGGCCUGUGUUUCUGCCAGUACGUCUCUGUGCAGCUGGAGGGAGCCGGAGGCUAGCCCCAGGGGAUGAUGGGAGGGCCCUGGGCAGUGGCUCGUGUGGGACUCGCAGCCGCCCCUAGGCCGCACUGUGGACAUGACAAUGGGAGGCCUGGCUGGUGCACAGCUUCUCACCUCUGCUUAGGCGUGGGAAGUGGGGCAGCCCACGGCCCCUGCAUGGCCUGCUCUAGGGCAGAGGUGACUGCUGUCAGCCCACCAGAGCUGGUGUCCUGCUCUGGCCUGACAGGUUGGGGAGGGGGACUUUGGUCAAACUCCCUGAGAAGAGGCCAGGGAAGGAGUGGGCUCACCUAGGAGCCCUGAGGUGCCAGGAGGACUGGCCUGCCCUCAGAGGACACAGUCACUGCCUGUCUGGAUGGCCAGUGUAUGUCCAGGGGCCAGAGGCAGCGCCCUUGGGCCCCCUCUCUGAGCAGCUCCUCCAAGCACCUGCCCUUUGUUCUUGGACAAGGAGAUGGAGACAAGCUCACCCCUAGAGACUGGGGCACAGACACACCCCACUCCGAGCUCCCGCCUUCGGUGCCAGAGCCUUGGGUUGCCAAGCAGAGCCGUCCUCGUCCAGAAACAGGGGUGGGAGCAGGGGAAGGUCUGCGCGGUGCUCAGUGUGGACACCCCAACAGACCUGUGCCUCUGGCUGUUGACUCCAGACCAGUGCACCCUGCCUGCUCCGCCCUGGCCCCAGGUCCUGAAAGGAAGACCCAGCCUCUCUCCAUCCCCACCUUCUGGGGAGGGUGUGCUUGAUGCUCAACACUGCCCCCCGGAGCCGCAGCCGUGCCAGAGUCCUCAUCCUCACCGCCGACUCUGACCAUCCCACAGGAACAGGUGGCACCCCCACAAGGUGACCGAGAACCAAUUCUGGACAUUGGGGACAGAGCAGGGAGCACUGCAGGCUGCACCGUCCCUGAGCUGCACGGCCUUCAUCACUCUGCACCCGCAGGGAGCGGGACCCUCACCUCCUGCCUCCUGCCUCUCCCCAGAGAACGCCUGUAGCUCCAGCCCAAGCAGAGGCAGGACCUGGGAGGUGAGGGGUGGCCCUGGGGCUCUGGCCUGGGCCUUGGUUUACGCAUCACUGAAUGAGCAGUUGGCAGGUGAUGUCCCAGCAGACCUGAAGUCCAGCGCUGGGCAGGUGUCCCUGUCUCCCCUGGAACCCUCGGGCCAUGGCCAGGCUCGGUACUGGCGAGACUGGCUCAGCUGCUCUGUGGAUCGCUGCCUCCGUCCACUGUUUGGCCCACAGGGCCCUGAACGACCCUCGCUGCCCCCUGGCCCCAGGCACAGGCCUCCAGUAGCUGCAGACACCAACCAGCAGAGGCCCCUCCUACACCUUCCCAGCCGCCCUUGUGGGCGACCUUCCCGUAGGGGUUGGGCCUGUGUCAUCCUGCUGUGACCUUCCUGACCUGUGAGCCUCAGUGUGACCUGCCCAGUCCUAUAGGGACCUGCAGUUCUGGAGGCUCUGUGGCACAGGCAUGAAGUCACAUGGGAACUGGCCUCCUUCUGACCCCCAGGUCCCAGGCUCCCCACCUUUCUUCCUGCAGCUCCUUCACGGCGGUGCCGGUGCUGCCGGAGACCCGCUGUGCCAGGGGCUGGCCUGACGAGCACAGAGUCUGUGUUUGGGACGGCGACCUCGGUGUGGGCUGUAGCGACCGACCUGAGUGGGGUCUCCACCGCCUGGACCCCGUCCCUGUGUCCCUGGGCCUGGCCCUCAGCGAGUGUUUGCCUGACUUCCAGGUGUUAACCUUGAAACGGCCUUGAGGACCAGGGCUCUGAGGGCUGUGACUCGUGAAUAGUGGCAGGUGCGACGGGAAGUGAGGAAGGCAGCCAGGGGCGCGGGGGAGGCUGGCUCCUGAAGGAGCAGCCGGUGGCAGUGGUGUGACCAGGGAGAGGCCAGCCCCCUACGCCACUGUCCCCUACGCCACUGUCCCCGAGGAGCACAUGGAAUUUCUCUUGUUCUCCUUGAACCCACCGCCCGCGCCGUGGGGUCCCUCAUCAGGGAUCCUGUUCACCGGACGCGCUGUGCGACAUUUCCCACUGGGAACGUUUUCUCUCGCACCACCGAAGCCCCGGCAGCUCUCACGCCCCGGGAGGCUCUUCGGGGCGGUGGGCCGGGCUCCAGGACCCCUCCCUGAGGGCAUCGGUGGUUGGUGAGCUGUCGGCAGGGAAGGCGGCCAAGCGAGUUGCAGGUUGCUGAGCCUGACGGGCUGGGCAGCAGGAGCCGGCCCGCUUCUCCAGGAGGCCACAGCUUCACACCCCAGGGGACCGCGGCGACACCCACGAGGGUCGAGACCCCUCCCUCCCCGUCGGGUACCGGACUGUGGCGGGGAACAGGGAGCAGGUGGAGGUGAGCACAUGCGCAAUGGAAGCCAAAAUGGCGCAGGGGGAGGUGCUGGUCCAUAGAAGCCUGUCAGUCUAGCCUGGGCAAGCCAUCAAUUGGCUAGGGGGGUAGGGGGUGGACCCAUCGGAAGAAGCCUGUGAAAGCUUGGGAAGUCGAUUGGUUGUUUUGAAAAAGCUCGUGGGCCGCCCUGGCUGGUGUGGCUUUGGGUAGAGCGCGGCCUGGGAACCAGAAGGUUGUCGGUUCGAUGCCUAGGCACAGGUCUGGGUUGCGGGCCGGGUCCCCUAGGGCACAGGACAGGCUACCACACAUGGACGUUUCUCUUCCUCUCUUCCUUCCUGCCUUCCCGUCUGUCUAAAAAUAAAUAAAAUCUCUAAAAAGCCCCCCCAACCCGGCUCUC
Molecule: messenger RNA, 4000 nt
Organism: Phyllostomus hastatus (greater spear-nosed bat)
Lineage: Eukaryota; Metazoa; Chordata; Mammalia; Chiroptera; Phyllostomidae
Exons: 2
Coding region: 69-1280 (403 amino acids)
Biological process (GO): immune response; toll-like receptor signaling pathway; inflammatory response
Cellular component (GO): membrane
Molecular function (GO): transmembrane signaling receptor activity
Source: RefSeq, a predicted model, not a curated record